GUUGCAACCAGAACAAAUCCUGCCCUAUUAUUUAAUUGCCUAUCAAACAAACAACGACACUUUUCCUAUUCACUUGUAUAUCUACAUACUCUAAUGGUGUACUGGUUCUGUCCUCCUAACAGAGUCAUAACACGAACGCUGAGUCAGUCCUUUUAAACCUAGUUCCUCACAUCGGACCCUAGAAAGACAAACACCCAACAAAACACAUUUUAAUGAAAGGCGCAAAGGGGCCAUAUCCAUUCAUAUCAUAUCACAGUUCCAACAAAACAUACCAUAUUCGAUGGCAACCCACAUAUCUCUAGUGAAGACUCCGCGCCGGUUCCUCUUUAUCGCGUCAAUUGGAAAUCCCCGUCCCUACCGCCAAACUCGUCACAGCGCUGGACAUAUUCUCCUCGAUGCCCUAAUACCUCUUCUACCCAACAGGUUUCCCUUGGUUUCCACCAAACACCAGCCAUCUGCCGGGCCCUUGUUUUAUCGGACGUGGUAUAGCCCAUCGUACAUGAAUGAGUCGGGUCCGAAGCUUGUUCGACAAUUGAAGAACUGGAUAUCUACAACACAGACCGAGAUAUUGGGGAAGGUGGUCAUGCAGGGAAAUGUGGUGCUCUCUAAGACGACCGAGGCUGCAGAUCUUGAGAACCCCGAAUGGCAGCGUCGUGGCACUGAUCCUCAGUUGCUGAGAUCCUUAGCUCCCACCCUGGUGAUCCUCCACGAUGAACUGGAGGCGCCCUUGGGAAAAGUCCGAGUAAAACGGGGUGGGCCUGAAAAGGCCAGUUUGCGCGGCCAUCGAGGUUUGAUCAGCAUCAUGGAGAGUCUACGAGGAAAAGGCUUGUACCCACCGCGUACAAGUCCUGGCGAAAAUCGUUCGCAUGAAGACCUUUCUGUAUUGCGAAUAGGCGUCGGGAUCGGUCGUCCAUCAACCCGAGAUCGAGGCGAUGUUGCAGACUAUGUUCUCACGGAAAUGAACAACACUGAGAUGGCUGCAGUACGUGCGGCAGCUGGACCGGUGUUGGACAUCUUAGCAGAUGAAAUAUACCGUGGUGGUAGCGCGCUGUGAUAUUCGUGAAUAACUGUGGUGAGCUAUACAGCAGUCGAUGAGGCUAAAAUAUUGUACAGAUAAAUAGAACCAUAUAGACAGAUACCCAAAAUAGUACAUUAAGACACAGAUUGCGCCAGCAAUGCCUGAAAAUUCACUGAAAAGGCUUGUUUACUUGUCCAUAAUGCCGCAACAUUCCAAAAUUCGGAGCCAUUACCAUCAGGGC
Aspergillus pseudonomiae is the source of this 1259-nucleotide messenger RNA. Its product is annotated as aminoacyl-tRNA hydrolase. Gene Ontology annotation, molecular function: peptidyl-tRNA hydrolase activity. The transcript has a single exon. The coding region runs from base 281 to 1054 and encodes 257 amino acids. The record is from RefSeq and is a predicted model, not a curated record. Lineage: Eukaryota; Fungi; Ascomycota; Eurotiomycetes; Eurotiales; Aspergillaceae.